Messenger RNA from Psylliodes chrysocephalus, 726 nucleotides. The record is from the annotation of a GenBank genome assembly. Lineage: Eukaryota; Metazoa; Arthropoda; Insecta; Coleoptera; Chrysomelidae.
AUGAAUCCUCUUAUUCUUCUGCCAGCCAUUUUAGCUCUAGUCCAAGCACGUCCUCAAGGCUACGAUUAUCCAGUUCCAUCAGGUGGACCUUUUAAUCUAGAUAAUGGUUAUACAAGUGGCUCCUCAUCAUCUUCGGUAUUUCAAUCUGGUUUAGGAUCGAACCAUUUCUCUAAUCCAGGAUCAAUAGUAACAAAACAUAUCUACGUACAUGUUCCACCUCCAGAUCUAGAAGAACAACAGCAGAGAUUGCAACCCGUUUUCUAUCCUCCUAAAAAGACUUAUAAAAUUAUUUUCAUCAAAACGCCAACUGCGCCGGCAGCAUCUUACGCAUCUCCAAGUGUAAUCCAACCACAAUCCCAAGAUAAAACUCUUAUUUACGUGUUGGUAAAGAAACCCGAAGAUCAAGCAGAUAUACAAAUUCCGGAAGUGGUCCCAACGCAACCUUCUAAACCGGAAGUUUAUUUUAUUCGUUACAAGUCACGUAAAAGUCCUGGUGGUAACGGUGGUCCUUUUGAGGGGUUCUCGGGUUCUGGACCUGCUUCUUCAUUUGCUGACCCAUCAGCCGGAGGAAGUCUACUCGGAACUGAUUCGUUUGGUUCAGGAUCUUUCCCUGGAUAUCCAACAGCAUCCGGUUCAUCACACUCUUCUUCUUUUCAUAAUGGUAUUAGUGGAUCCAAACCUUCUAGUAGUUAUGGUCCUCCUGGGAAUAAUGGUGGUCCCUACUAG